AUUUUGAAAGGGGAGAGCUUGACACCGGAAGUGUAACAUUCAGUGAAGCAAGAAAACAAACGCAUGUGGCUCGGCUUUAAGUUACAGAUACAUUCAUCUCUACGUGAUUCAAAAGUGAUUCUCAGCUGCUGUCGAGCUGCCUUUAAACACUGCCUUCCUUACAGAGACACAAUUACUCUUUUCUUUCUUUCAAGCUGGUGGAGGAACCUGAAGUUCACCUUUGAUAAUGUCACAGGCCACCAAACGCAAGCAUGUUGUGAAGGAAGUUCUUGGAGACUUUGUCACUCCCACAGAGAACCAGCAGAUAGUGAAGGUUACUGGUAGCCGUGGUAACAACCUCCAUGAAGCUGUCACGGCGCAGGGCGUGACGUUCCUGGUGAGCAUGCCCCCCAAGUUCCGCAAGAACCUCUGGAUCAAGAGAGGAGACUAUGUGAUAGUGGAUCCCAUUGAGGAAGGAGAGAAGGUGAAGGCAGAGAUCAGCUUCAUUCUCUACAAAGAUCACAUUCAGAACCUGCAGAAACAGCAGCUCUGGCCGGAGGGAUUCACAGAGGAGCCACUGGAGCCGGAAAAGAUAAAAAAAGGGCAGGAAAAGAGAGAGGACACGGAGGAUAAAGACGAAGAAGACUUUAGUGACUCUGAGGAUGACGAGAGCGACCUUUUUGUAAACACCAACCGCAAUAACUACCAGUACAUUGAGAGCGAGGAGGAGGACAGUGAUGAGGAAGAAGAAGAUGGCAAAGAGAAAAGGACAGAAAAUGGUUCGUAGUGGCAGAGAUGAGGAGGACACGGACAAUCAGGAGAGCCAACGAGAGCUGUAAAAGAAAUCAUGAGUCAGCACCCUGCUGAUAUCGCUGACUAAGUGAUGAUGAUCUGAAACCUCGAUCCUCAUGCAACUGCUCGCUCUAGGUAGCCUGUUGUUGACGCAUCAUUGAACGGACUUGUAUUUAAAGGACCAGUGUCAAGAAUGUAGAGCAGAAAAUAAUUAUAAUAUUCAUAACUGUUUUCCAGAGUGUAUAAUCACCUAAAACUAAGAAUUGUGUUUUCGAACUUUCCUUUUGCGUGUUGAAGUGGCAGUCUUAACUUGGUUCAAGAAUCCACAUGGCUGAAGAAGCAGUAGAUUGUGCUGCGUUUGUGAAGGGUUCAAGAACCCAACAUUUAAUACAUAGGGGAAUCAAAUCCACACACUGAUCUUUUGAUGGAACGAAAUAAGUUUUGCCGGUUAUAUGCUUUAAGAAAAUAUGCAAUAUCAAACUUGACCUGAAAUUGAAAAAGAAUGCUGUAUUACUUAAUGAUCACUUUCUACUGUACUUUCAGUGUCUUACUGAAAAUGACCUCUAGUGCUGCCUUUACUUGUUCACCAAUAUAACAGCUCAUAAUGUUCUUAUGCAGGAUAAUGUAUAUGUAAACUGUUCAUCGAUUCAUACCGCAUAGGACAAAAUGAGACUGUUAGACACUCACAACAAUUAAAUACUCAAAACUAAUGACGGAACACUUGAAUGGUUAUUCUGUUUGUUUAGGAGUUGUGUGUGAGGUGUAACACACUUACAGUUUUGCCGCUCCUCAAGAGGCCAUUGUUUGGACUUUUGCCGCUCUUUGUAUUAAUUUGAGUUGACCUCAAGCUGUUGUAUAAGCUGCCAUUGUGAUCGCUUUGUGCAUCAUCUGACAUUCCUUACCCGGUCUCUGAUUUUGGUUUGUGUAAUAAUGAAAGUUUUGAAA
Molecule: messenger RNA, 1716 nt
Organism: Notothenia coriiceps (black rockcod)
Lineage: Eukaryota; Metazoa; Chordata; Actinopteri; Perciformes; Nototheniidae
Gene: eif1ad
Product: eukaryotic translation initiation factor 1A domain containing
Exons: 5
Coding region: 227-766 (179 amino acids)
Biological process (GO): translational initiation
Cellular component (GO): nucleus
Molecular function (GO): translation initiation factor activity; RNA binding
Source: RefSeq, a predicted model, not a curated record